AUGUUGCCGAUGCAAACGAUUGAUCCAAUGUCGUCGGUUCCAUCGUCGUUGCGUGGCAUUCAAGAACAAGAUGAUCUUCGUUUUGAAAGAGUAAGACUCUCGACUUUUCGAAACUGGCCUAUAUAUCUUGCCAUUCCCCCUACAAUACUUGCAGCAGCAGGAUUCUUUUAUACGGGCAUAUCGAAUAAAGUCAAAUGUUUUGUGUGUCAAGUGGAGAUAAAUUACUCUUCGCAGCAUCUUAUUCCCAUGCGAGUUCACAAGGCAUAUUCUCCGGAGUGCAGAUUCGUCCGCAAGGAAGAUUGUGGUAAUGUGUCAAUUAAAGAAAGUAACCUUUUAAGACCAAGAAGCGUUAGCAAAGAAGCAAAUUUGGAAUAUCUUUCUUACGAAUCCAGAUUAGACACAUUCGCAACAUGGCCUAAUACAUGUAUAAAAAGUGAAGAAUUAGCCGAUGCAGGAUUCUACUCCAACGGAAAAAAUGAUACGGCGGUCUGUCACCAUUGUGGAAUUGCUAUAGACAAUUGGAGUCCUGGAGAAGAUCCGUGGAAGCGACAUGCAAUUUCGUCUCCUGGAUGUUGUUAUAUAAUCAAAGCACGAGGUUUGGAAUAUAUUAAGAAUGCAACAGGCCAAGACUUCUACGAAACUCCUACAGAAGCACAAAUAGAAACUACAGUUGGCAAUCAUGAGAGAUCCCAUGAUGAAAAUGAAACUGACGAUAAUACUCGUAUAAUAAAUUUGUGUUAUAUAUUAUAUUUAAAUAUGCUGUUUACUAUUUUAGCUGCUCUAGAGCAAGAAAAUCAGGAAUUGGAGGAUGCUCGAUCGUGUAAAGUUUGCACGGUUCGGGAAGCAACAGUUGUAUUCCUACCUUGUGGACAUCUGGCAACUUGCCAGUAUUGCUCCCCUACAUUUACGAAAUGCAUAAUUUGCCGAGAAGAACUUAAAGCUGCAGUUCGUAUAGUUUUUUCUUAAUGCAUGCACAUGUAUAUAUAUAUGUCGGGUUGGAGUUAGGGGCGUUUAAUGACUCUUCACCAGUGUUGUUCAUGGUUGUCGCAGAGAUAUUUAUUACACAAGUAUGGCUGAUACAGGAUUGACGAGCGGACGCGGUAACUGGACGCUAAUGACAAUGGCCCUAGGUUCGAUAUAGCGAAUCCACGGUCCACAGGAUAACGAAUAUACUUUGCUUCAAAGUCUAAGUCGGACUCGACUUACUACUCGUGAUACAAGGAUCGCUUGAUUGACUCUUAGCUAAUGAGAUUGCCAGAAAGGAAUGACUUUCCGUCGCGACGACGCUGCAGAGGAAAACUAUGAUGGGGUGUGCCCAAGGGCACAAGAUCAUCGGACUCGUCAAAGAAAGCCUCCACUCGGAGGGUGAGGGAAAUAGACGCUGCCGUUAAUUGGUCAAUUUCUAUGUUGGCGGCUAGAAAAGGAUGCCAGCCGCCCUAGAGAGAGAGUUCCUAGCCGGCAACGUCGUACGUGACCAAAUCAGGUUUUCCCAUAACCUCCCGCAAUAGGUGACAGACUUACAGGCUGAUAUAUAAUAAAGACCAUUUGUCAAUCUGAA
Bombus pascuorum is the source of this 1558-nucleotide messenger RNA. Its product is annotated as E3 ubiquitin-protein ligase XIAP-like. Gene Ontology annotation, biological process: regulation of cell cycle. The transcript is spliced from 3 exons. Gene Ontology annotation, cellular component: nucleus; spindle microtubule; cytoplasm. The record is from RefSeq and is a predicted model, not a curated record. NCBI's taxonomy places the organism in Eukaryota, Metazoa, Arthropoda, Insecta, Hymenoptera, Apidae. The coding region runs from base 1 to 966 and encodes 321 amino acids.